AUGUUAGAAGAUGGUCAAUUACGUUUAUUAGAUGUUGACGCAUCUGUUGUAUGUCCUGUUGAUACACAUAUUAGAUUUAUUGUAACAGCAGCUGAUGUAAUUCAUGAUUUUGCAGUACCAUCGUUAGGUAUUAAAGUUGAUGCAUCACCCGGUCGUUUAAACCAAACUUCAGCUUUAAUUCAGCGAGAAGGUGUGUACUAUGGGGCCUGUUCAGAAAUCUGUGGUUUAAAUCAUUCGCAAAUGCCAAUAAAGAUCGAAGCUGUUUCUUUGCCUGAAUUCUUAUCAUGGAUUGAUGAACAAUAA
This is a messenger RNA of Ogataea angusta, 303 nucleotides long. RefSeq lists its product as uncharacterized. The transcript has a single exon. The record is from RefSeq and is a predicted model, not a curated record. Gene Ontology annotation, biological process: ATP synthesis coupled electron transport. Lineage: Eukaryota; Fungi; Ascomycota; Pichiomycetes; Pichiales; Pichiaceae. Gene Ontology annotation, molecular function: cytochrome-c oxidase activity; copper ion binding. Gene Ontology annotation, cellular component: membrane. The coding region runs from base 1 to 303 and encodes 100 amino acids.